Molecule: messenger RNA, 1437 nt
Organism: Telopea speciosissima
Lineage: Eukaryota; Viridiplantae; Streptophyta; Magnoliopsida; Proteales; Proteaceae
Product: zinc finger protein WIP3-like
Exons: 2
Coding region: 1-1005 (334 amino acids)
Biological process (GO): anatomical structure development; regulation of gene expression
Cellular component (GO): nucleus
Molecular function (GO): DNA-binding transcription factor activity
Source: RefSeq, a predicted model, not a curated record
AUGAGAAACAUCAAAGCUUCAAAGAAGAUGUCUUUCUGUCUGCAAACUCCAACCUUCAUUGAAUGGCUCAAACCAUCAAUCUCUCCUCAUCCUUCUUCUUCUUCUUCUUCUCCUUCUUCUUCUUCUUCAAUAUUAACUCAACAAGCCCAGUUUAUUACACAACCUUUCUUUUAUCAGCAACAACAACAACAACAAGAAGAAGAAGAAGAAGAAGAACUCCAUCACCAAAACAAUCCAUGUUUACCUCUCCUUAACAGGUUAACUGAGACUUAUAAGCCCUUGAAAGAAGAGGUCAUUGAAGUACAAGAAGAGAAACUAGAGAAGGUUACUGUGGCUUUGCACAUUGGGUUACCCAAUAUGGAAGAUUCUGAUGAGACUGAAAUGAAACACUUAACCUAUAAGGAAGAGGAAUCCAUGAAGAAAAAGAAGAAUCUUGAAGGUUGUCCAUUGAGUACUGAAAGUAGGUUUUGGAUUCCCACACCAGCUCAGAUCCUUAUUGGUCCAACCCAGUUCAUCUGCUCCAUCUGCAACAAAACCUUCAAUAGGUAUAACAAUAUGCAGAUGCAUAUGUGGGGACAUGGCUCACAAUACAGAAAAGGACCAGAAUCACUUAGAGGAACUCAACCAACAGCAAUGUUGAGACUUCCUUGUUAUUGUUGUGCUCAAGGCUGCAAGAACAACAUCAAUCAUCCUCGAGCCAAACCGCUGAAAGAUUUCAGAACUCUUCAAACACAUUACAAGAGAAAGCAUGGAAUAAAGCCAUUCAUGUGUAGAAAAUGUGGCAAACCAUUAGCAGUUAAGGGUGAUUGGAGAACACAUGAAAAGAAUUGUGGGAAGCUAUGGUAUUGUACAUGUGGAUCAGAUUUUAAACAUAAAAGAUCAUUAAAAGACCACAUUAGAUCAUUUGGAAAGGGUCAUUCUCCACACCCUUCUCAUAAAAGCUUUGAUGAAGAAAAAGAAUGUGUCACAGGAUCUGAAGAUGAAGUGGGUUCAGGAAGACCAUAGAAGUCUCUCUCUAUAUAUGGUCUACAUGUUUGAAGCUCUAUGAACAAUCCUUUUAUCUUUUCUUUUCUUUUGUUUUUUGUUAUUAGGGUAUAAGUUUUCUCUGAGCUUAUCUAAGCUUGUGCUCAGUAACAAAAAACUCUCAACAAGUGUCUUAACUGCAGGAAACACAGAGAGAGAAGUUUGCUUCGGAGCACUGGCAGAAUGAUUAGCCAUAUAAUAACUUGAGACAGUUUGGUAUAAGUGAGUUUGAUAAGCAUGGUCAUGAAGUAGUUGAAUUUUCUUCAGACUCAAGAACUUAUCAGCAUGAAGGUUCAAGGUUUGUACCAAGAAUCAGGUGUCUGUAAUCUUUCAUUAAUGGGGAAAAUUUGUCCACUUCAUUGAUUAACUAGAUAAUCUUAAUAUAUAUAAUAAAUGGAUUGUUCUUUCUCUCAA